UACAGUGGGAGGGGACUGGCACUUGUCUUUGAACGCGGUUCACUGAUUUCAGACAGUGUGACUGCACCUACCGGCUCAUCUGCACCUCCACUCCGGCAUCACCAGCAGCUGUCAGCUACUUCAACAUGAAGAUCUGGGCAUCAGAGCACAUAUUCAACCAUCCUUGGGAGACGGUAACCAAGGCUGCCAUGCAGAAAUAUCCAAACCCCAUGAACCCCAGUGUGAUCGGCGUGGACGUGUUGGACAGAGACAUCGACAAAAAGGGACGCCUCCACAGCAAAAGACUGCUCAGCACAGAGUGGGGCCUUCCAUCCAUAGUGAAAUCUAUCAUUGGAAACUCGCGAACAUACACAUAUGUUCAGGAGCACUCAGUUGUGGAUCCCAUAGAGAAGAUUUUUGAACUUCAGUCCUCAAAUAUCACUUUCACAAACAUGGUGUCUGUGGAUGAGAAGUUAACGUACAAGCCACACCCUGAGGAUAAAGACAAAACAAUCCUGACCCAGGAGGCGAUCAUCUCUGUGAAAGGAGUGAGUCUCAGCAGUUACUUGGAGGGAGUAAUGGCGAGCACAAUCUCUGCUAACGCUGGAAAGGGCCGUGAAGCCAUGGAGUGGGUAAUCAGGCGACUGAAUGCAGAGAUCGAGGAGCUGGCAGCUACAGCACGCGGAACCAUGCGGACCCCCAUGGCUGCUGCGGUCACUGAGAAAUGACACCUGCCUCUCUUUUCCAUCAGGGUCUGAGAAAAAAAACUGCACACCAGUACGACCAGUCUCCCUUUAUGAUGCUCUGAUGCUGUUUUUUGGUGCUCUGGAGUUUUUUGUAUUAUUUGAGGGUACAAUUCAUCCAUCUCACAUACGUUUACUAUCUACAUUAGAUAUAUUUUUGACAGCAGAAUGCAACAUAAAGGGAUACUGUGUUGGUGACUCCUUGCAAGACCGCAGUGAUGAGAGACUGGGGUACGAGUUGAAACACCACUAUUAUCUGUGGGUUUGGAAACAUGUAGCAAAGAGGUAUCUGAAGCACUGAAUGAACUGAGAACAUAAGAAAAGUGCCAAAGCAGACACACGGCUUUUGUUCAGCACCUUCGCAAAAAUACCUCAGAAGUCUCCUCUGGCAUGAACUCUGUUUGUACAACGUCAGAGUUAUAAGAAUAGUGAGAUGUACUGUGAAGGAAAUGCCUGUUAAGACACAAUGGCAGAAAACGAUGCCUUGUUGAGGCAGGACAAUGCAUGCCAAGGGUAUAUGGAAGUAGGUUUCAGGUGUCAGGCAGUAAAUGGAUUUGGUUAACAGAGCCAUCGACAGUGACAUGUCAAUGAAAUGUGAAGCGCCAGGUUUUUUUUGGUUAGAAAGAGAGAAGGAAAGAGAGUUGUUUAACUGUUUUUGCGGGACCUCAUUACCAACAAGACACUACACCAGGCGACGUAUGUAAGCCUAAAUAUGAACUGUUUUUUGUUUUUAUGUGAAAACCCAUGUUUGUAUUUAAGUGAAACGAAGGGAUCAAUGUAUUUGCCAUAUUUAUGUUUUCAAAGUAAUAUAGAAGACCUUCUCAAAUGCUGCUUUAGUUACACUUUGACAUAAACAGUCUGAUGUGUGACCUUUAGUUUAGUUUUACUUUAUCUGAACGUGACGGUUUUAUCAAUGUGCACAAGACUGCUGUUCCUCAGUUAGAACUAAGGUUGUCACGUUACCAGGAUUUUACACUUUGAUACAAC
Centropristis striata (black sea bass) is the source of this 1709-nucleotide messenger RNA. RefSeq names its product PRELI domain containing protein 3B-like. Gene Ontology annotation, biological process: phospholipid transport. Bases 126 to 707 code for a protein of 193 amino acids. Lineage: Eukaryota; Metazoa; Chordata; Actinopteri; Perciformes; Serranidae. The transcript is spliced from 6 exons. Gene Ontology annotation, cellular component: mitochondrial intermembrane space. The record is from RefSeq and is a predicted model, not a curated record. Gene Ontology annotation, molecular function: phosphatidic acid transfer activity.